This is a messenger RNA of Mangifera indica (mango), 1282 nucleotides long. RefSeq names its product coenzyme Q-binding protein COQ10 homolog, mitochondrial-like. Gene Ontology annotation, molecular function: ubiquinone binding. The transcript is spliced from 5 exons. Gene Ontology annotation, biological process: cellular respiration; ubiquinone biosynthetic process. Bases 242 to 1009 code for a protein of 255 amino acids. NCBI's taxonomy places the organism in Eukaryota, Viridiplantae, Streptophyta, Magnoliopsida, Sapindales, Anacardiaceae. The record is from RefSeq and is a predicted model, not a curated record.
UUUAAGGGGGGAAAACUGUGACGUGCUCUGUUAUUUCCUUUCCUGGAUAAUUAUAUUUCUUCCCGUUUUCUUGAUUAAAGACGACAAAGCAUCUCCUCUGUUUUCGCUUCCCUGUCCUAUCCUCUUUAAAGUGCUCUUAAGGUUCAUGUCAUUACAACCCGCGCCAAUUUCUUUUGCUGCAGCUCACUAUUGUGUUAAGUCUUUUUUAUUAAAAUAGGGUUCCAAAUUGUACGAAUUUACAAUGCCGCCAUUUAUACCAGCCUCGAAAGCUUUCGGUGCCUUGGUUUCACGCAAAAUUCGCCUAAGACAUUUGAUAAUUCCUCCCAAAAACGACGGACGAUUGCGGAAAAGUGGUCGAAUUCGACAGUUUAGUGGCAUAGCAGGGAUUCAGACCCCGACCGUCUGUAAAUUGAUUGGGACUUGUCAGAAUAACUUUGAUUUAUCGUUAGCUAAUUUUUAUCAUAUUAAUAUUCUUCAAAGGAGGCAGUUUCUUGGAUGUGGAGACGGGGAAGAGGGUGAUGUCUUGUCUAAAGUAUACGAAGAGCGCCGGGUAUUAGGCUAUUCCCCAGAGCAGUUAUUUGAUGUGGUUGCUGCUGUCGACUUGUAUCAUGGAUUUGUUCCUUGGUGCCAGCAGUCAGAGAUACUGAAACACUACCCAGAUGGAUCUUUUGAUGCUGAGCUUGAGAUUGGUUUUAAAUUUCUUGUUGAAAGUUAUGUUUCCCAUGUGGAAUUAAACAGAGCAAAGUAUGUAAAGACAACUGUCUCAGAGAGUGCCCUCUUUGACCAUCUGAUAAAUAUUUGGGAAUUCAGUCGUGGACCACUUCCAGGAACUUGCAGCCUUUAUUUUUUGGUGGAUUUUAAGUUCAAGUCACCACUCUAUCGAAAGGCUGCAUCCAUAUUCUUCAAGGAGGUAGUCUCUAAAUUAGUGGGCUCUUUCAGUGAACGCUGUCGUUUGGUCUAUGGACCAGGAGUCCCAGUCCUUGAAAACUCUUACGAACAAAGGGCAUGAAGUUUGAUCAACAAAUUAACCGGGGCUGUCGCUGAAUGAACUCAUAAGAAGUGCAUUUUGAAUUAUGGGGAGAUCGAAUAGAAAAGGUCUUCUCUUGCCUACUGGGUGGUUUUUGUUUUGUAUACCACUCGGGCACUGAUCUUUUCAUUAUCAUAAAAAAGUUCAAAGAGCAACAUUGGGCAUUUUAAUUUUCUUGCUCACUUACCCUUUUCAUAAAUCUUACUCAUAUUGUUUGGAUGAAAGGUUACAAUGGUAAAUUACUGUUACUAGAUA